Molecule: messenger RNA, 1079 nt
Organism: Solanum verrucosum
Lineage: Eukaryota; Viridiplantae; Streptophyta; Magnoliopsida; Solanales; Solanaceae
Product: protein LIGHT-DEPENDENT SHORT HYPOCOTYLS 4-like
Exons: 3
Coding region: 293-931 (212 amino acids)
Biological process (GO): response to light stimulus; mRNA transcription
Cellular component (GO): nucleus
Source: RefSeq, a predicted model, not a curated record
AAACAGUACACUUCCCCCCUCUGUUCUCUCUUCUCUACCCCAUUAAUACCAAAAAAAUUUGCUUCCCCAAUUUUAGCUAAAGAAAAAGUACCAAUUAUUGAUCAUUUUCAGAAAAAAACAAAACUAGCUAUACCAGUACUCUUCCAAUUUUUUCUAGUAUUGUUCAAACAUACGAAUAUUUCUUCACUUUCCUUUUUUUUAAUUUUGUUACUCUGACGAUGAACAGUAACAAACUCAAUAAAGCGACCGAUCUAGAAUAAGGAAGAUAAAGAUCGAUCCUAAAGACGUAUUUAUGGCUUCUUUUACGGAAUUAGUGGAGAGUUCGAAUCAUCAUCAUCACGAGAAAAUCAACAUCGAAACAGUUAACAACAUCGAGAUAACUUCUUCUUCUUCAUCUGCUGCUGCACCAGCGGCACCAGCUAGCUCAAGUAGCAGAUAUGAAAAUCAGAAGCGGCGGGAUUGGAACACGUUCGGUCAGUACCUGAGAAACCACAGGCCUCCACUCACGCUCUCUAGAUGCAGUGGUGCUCACGUCCUUGAAUUCCUUCGUUACCUUGAUCAAUUCGGCAAGACUAAAGUUCAUACUCCGAUGUGUCCGUUUUAUGGGCAUCCGAAUCCGCCAGCACCGUGUCCGUGUCCGCUAAAGCAAGCUUGGGGGAGCCUUGACGCAUUGGUAGGACGACUUAGAGCGGCUUAUGAAGAAAAUGGAGGGAAGCCGGAGAUGAACCCUUUUGGUGCUCGUGCUGUUAGGCUUUAUCUUCGCGAGGUUCGUGAUUUACAGUCCAAAGCGAGGGGAGUUAGUUACGAGAAGAAGAAAAAACGGAAACGCCCUCCUCCUCCACCACCACCGCAACAGUUGUCCACGUCAGUACAACUGCCACUGUCAUCGCCACCACUAUCAGGUAAAGGUGCAUUACCAUUUGAGUUCUGACGAUUCAGCAGCUAUACCUUCAGGCCGCGCAAAACCAUGGGAUUAAUUUGAGGUUCAAAUAGUGACAAAAUCAAAAAUUUUAAUAAAUUAAACUUGUGCAGUGCUAUAUUGGGCUUUUUACUUUGUUCUAUAUAUACUUUAUUUCAAA